Acinonyx jubatus (cheetah) is the source of this 8832-nucleotide messenger RNA. It is a transcript of the gene SGCZ, whose product is annotated as sarcoglycan zeta. The transcript is spliced from 8 exons. Gene Ontology annotation, cellular component: sarcolemma; sarcoglycan complex. The record is from RefSeq and is a predicted model, not a curated record. NCBI's taxonomy places the organism in Eukaryota, Metazoa, Chordata, Mammalia, Carnivora, Felidae. Gene Ontology annotation, biological process: cardiac muscle tissue development; heart contraction. Bases 1944 to 2843 code for a protein of 299 amino acids.
AUUUUAAAUGUGAAAUGGUGUUCUUCAAUCAGUAUCUGAAUACUGGUUGACCAAGAUUAGCUGGUGGAACUGGAGCUCUUCAUGAAAUGCCAUUGAAAAUUAACUUCUCAUCUUUAUUCUUUUAGAGACUGAAUUUAAACUUAAGUUGAUUGCAGAAAGUCUGUUCUAUUGUUGAGUUAGGUUCAUGAACUCAACUAAGUGUUUUACCUCUGAAAAUGCAUAAUCCUGUAAUGACUCCUCUUAUCUUAAGUAAUGAACAUCUGUAUAUGAAUUCCUGAGGAAUUUGCACCUUUCUGGGAAAGUGAUGGUCACUUCCAGAGUAGUUUAUGACCAGUCCUGAAGUCUCUAGGACUCUGGAGUCUUGAAAGUUGUCCAGAAGCAAUUUAAAACUCAGUAACAUUGAGGACAUGUAUUUAUAGACUAUAAAAUACAUACGGUAUCACUCUUUUGAGAUAAUUGGAUAAACCAACACAUGCAUUGAAUAUACUCAGCUAUGCUUGUUUCUCUUUUAGAGGGCUUAAAGAACAGUUUUAGUCUCGCAGGAUUCUGUCAGAUCUUCUUUGUCAACCUCCCAGCCAAAGGUAGUCAUCUGCUACUUUCCAGGCAUUCUGUUUGAGACUCUCUACCAGUAGGACACAUCAUACCUUAUAUUAAGCCCAUUCUAUUACUAGUCAACUGCUGUUAUUAAAAUAGUUUCUUUUAAAUUUAACCAACAUCUGACUCCUAGUUUAGGGCAUGAUCUAUUAGGCUAUCUGGAAUCACAUGUAGUUAAUUAAAUCUGUCAAAUAUUUGCAAAAUGAUAACAUAUUAAAUAUUCGUCCUCUCUUUUAUUUCUAUCAAAGCAGUGAAUCUUGUUCAAGUUUCUUUUAUUAUUUGUAGGACACCCUACAGUAUUUAUUGAGAAUCUACUCUGGUAAAGUUGGUGUAAUGGAAAGUGGAAUAAUUAAAAGGAUGGAUAAAAUAGUAUGGCCAUAUUCAAGGAACUUAAAAUACAUUCAGUAAUGUAUCUUAUCCCUACUCUAUUAUUUAAAAUAAUAUAUUUUUGAGUGGGACAAGAAAGUUUAGGUGAUGACUGAAGCCCAGUAGGGUCUCUGGUGCCCUUAGGUUACACUGAAAUCUAACUCAGAUAUUGUGUGGUUUAAAGAGCUGUUUACUACACUGGGAUUAAUAUUAAAAAAAAAUGCUUACAAAUUUCUAAGCUACUUUCUGUUGGUAAAGAAUCAGGCAUCCUCUUUCCCCAAGGCCAACUUUUCAGCUUUCAUAGAAGAUGCUAUUACCAUUGUGAGUUUUGAAUUAAAUAGUGUAUUUCUUCUGAAGAGUUUAACCACUCUAGAUAGUAAUUCUAGCCACCUUUGUAAUAAAAGUACCACAUAUAUAGACAGAAUCAUGUAACAGUUAUGAUUACUUGGGAGAACACCAGAAGAACAUCAUAAUGCUUAUAUUUCAAGUAGCAAAAUUGAGGAAUUUUGAUGUUUAUUAUAAGAAGAUACAUUCAUGUAGGAGAUUAUAUUCAUUGUGGUUUCGUCAACUUCACAUUUUAAAGUUUUGUGCGAAUUGUCUUUCAUAUAAAUAUGUCCUUUGCCAAGGCUUGAAUUAGUACGUGUAAAACAAUAUUCAAAUUGAAAUUCAGUGUACUCUCUCCAGAAAAAUCAGUACCUCAAUUUAGUCACUAAAUUAAUUAAUUCAUGCAGUGCUGAGCAGUAUACUAAUGAUACAAAAAUGAGAGAGAGAAAGUUCACUGUUUCGUAAGAGACUCAGGCUGGUAAAAUAACCACACGAAAAACAUUUCAGUUAGCGCUAUAAGAUACAUGAAAGCUGUACCAGUGUCUCCACUCUUGCCUGCAGUGAUCAGGGAACACAUUUCAGAGAAAGAAACAGAAGGUGCAGGAUGACCGUGGAUUUGCCAGGGAGGAUGGACACCAAGUCAUGUGUGCGCAGCAAGUAUGACUCGAGAACAAUACAUACUAGCAACACAACAAAACAACCUGCCAAGGGCUGAGAAUGCACAACUUUACCCAGUGGGGAUUUAUGGAUGGCGAAAGAGGUGCUUAUACUUCUUUGUCCUUCUGCUGUUGGUUACCAUGAUAGUUAACUUAGCCAUGACAAUAUGGAUAUUGAAAGUGAUGAAUUUCACCGUGGAUGGUAUGGGAAAUCUGAGAGUCACCAAGAAGGGAAUCCGACUUGAAGGUAUAUCUGAGUUUCUACUUCCAUUGUAUGUGAAAGAAAUUCAUUCCCGAAAGGAUAGUCCACUGGUCUUACAGUCUGACAGGAAUGUAACAGUGAAUGCGAGAAAUCACAUGGGGCAGUUAACUGGACAGCUGACAGUAGGAGCUGACGCUGUGGAAGCUCAGUGUAAGAGAUUUGAAGUGAGAGCGAGUGAAGAUGGCAGGGUGCUGUUCUCUGCAGAUGAAGAUGAGAUUACCAUUGGGGCUGAAAAGCUGAAAGUUACAGGCACCGAAGGAGCAGUAUUCGGGCACUCUGUUGAGACACCUCACAUCAGAGCAGAACCUUCCCAAGACCUCAGGCUUGAAUCACCCACCAGGUCCUUGAUCAUGGAGGCUCCUCGAGGGGUCCAGGUCAGCGCUGCUGCGGGAGACUUCAAGGCCACCUGCAGGAAGGAGCUCCAUCUGCAAUCUACAGAGGGGGAGAUCUUUUUGAACGCAGAGAAAAUCCGGCUGGGGAAUCUACCGACCGGCUCUUUCUCAUCGUCUUCACCCAGCUCCUCAAAUUCUCGGCAGGCAGUGUACGAACUGUGUGUCUGCCCCAAUGGCAAACUUUACCUUUCUCCAGCGGGACUAGGUUCCACUUGUCAGUCCAGUAGCAGCAUCUGCUUGUGGAGCUGAAGUGACUGAUUUCUCCUCACACCAGAAUAGCCUUUUGUUCCCGUCCGUCUGCUUCACAGUUCUGCUCGGUUUCCCUUGUGAUCAGUCCAGAGCUUCUUCGAAUGGUCCAAAGAGCAACUUGUUCCCAUGCAAGCAGGUAUUCGCUGCCACCUUCUCUUGUGAUUUACUGUACUGCUCAACGCAGAGAGUGUGGGUGACAGAACAGUGGAAAAAAAUUACCUUCCGCGGGAAAACUGGAUCAUAACUUUUGCUCAAAAGGGAGAAAAACAUAGGUGCCUUUGCUACGUGAAGUGAAGCACACAGUUUUAGAUUUUUGCAGGACCUGGAUAUGAACUGCACACAUACACAUUACAUAGAUGAAAUUCUCAGUAUCCAAUGGCAAGAUGAGAUGGUUGACCCUGUCAGAAAACUAAUUCGACAGUCUGAAAGCACAAUUUUCCAAUCAUCUUUUUGGAUGUAAACUUUUAUCCCCGAAUUUUAAAAUUUUGAAGCAUUAUAUAAUGCUUGCUUUACUAAAAAUUAAAUUCGAUACAUGAUUUUUAACAAAGCGAAACAAAACAAGACAGAACGCCACCUUGAGUUUUAUUUGUUUCUUUGAAUUCAGUGUGUUGUUACUCUUUGUCUACUAAGUCUAGAAUUUUGUACAUUAGGUAAUUUUGAAAGCACUCAGCAAUAUAAUCUUUACAGAAUUAACAAAAUGCCAUUAUACUGUCAUUUGUCAGAUCUGAAUGGCCUUAUAUAGUAUUUACUUGGCUUUUGCAUGUGACGUAUUUGCUUUUAACGAAACAUCUAAUUUAUUCCGAUAUAAGAUAGGAUUAAGAGAGAUCUACUGAUGGUAUGGAAUCCAUAGAUUUUUUUUUUAAUUCACCUGCUAUCUUUUACACUAGGUUCUCAUAGUACAACUCUUUGUUUUCUCCACUCCCUCUAAAUUUGACUCUGACUGCUAAAAUUCAGCCAUAUCCUCUAAAUAAAUUAAUACUAAUGUGAUGCAUUAUGCCGAGAAUGGGUUCACUUUCCAUUGGAAUAUAACCUUCAGAAUUAUAUCUAUGUAUUCUUUUUUAUUGGAGAUUAAGAUUUAAGGAUGGUCGAAAGUAAAUUAUAACUCCCUGCUUAAACAGUAAAAACUAUAAAUGUUAACAAAUAUGUUGAAAAUGUGUUUACUCCAUUACAUUCCUAUUUUAAGGAAUUUGGUUGUGUUUCCUUUCAGCUCUUAACAUUUGGUUACCUUUAUUAGACUGCUAAGCUACCCUGGCAUCAGAAAUCCUAGCUCCUUCCAUUCUCCACUGCUUAUUUUUGUAAAGUAGCACGAAUAAAUAACUCCAGAAUAAUGCAGAUUUGUUGCUCACAGCACUCCUUAACUGGAAUUCUUGAAACUUACAGAAUCCAAGAAUGUAAAAUUGUAUUUAAGUCUUUCCUAUUAUGGGAAGAUGAGUUGAUUAAGGUAAGUCCUUAAUUUUCACAUGUCAAUCAAUUUCCUUUUUCCCCAUGCACCCGAUGGCAGGCGUGUGCAAGCUUCAUUCGGGGCUCUGUGACUGUAGAUCCUUUGGAAGUCAGGCCUCCACGGCAGCAAAGUGGGAUGGGACCCUGUUGAAUAAUUUAGCAAAAGUAGGAAAAAUUAGGUGAUGUAAGCAACAAACUGAACCAUUUGGCCAGAAUACAUACAUACCCUUGUUUGGAUAACCUAACCUACUGAAUGCUUGAAAAAGCUCCAUUUUACUAAAAUGCAUUCUGUACUCAGCAAAAAGUCAGAAAGCUAGCACACUUUUAUCACUUUUUACAAUAGAACUUGACUUGUGCUUAGAAGUUAUUACAGAAAACUCAAAUUCCUAUUGAAGUAAGCACUAUGCAGUUGCUUACAAAGUCCUAUCAUAACGUAAGAGUUCAACUUCUGUAAAUGAAAACAUUAGAAUUUAAUAUGAGAAAUUCUCAUGCUGGGUUAGCCAAGUACACAAAGUAUAUAACACAAGAAGUUUUGAGAAAUUAUGGGUGCUAAUCACUGUGUUAUGGACCUUUUAGGAAAACACUGUGCAUUAAUUUGGACAUAUUCAAGUUCUAAACAUCCCUCAAUUAAAACAAUUAGAAAGUUUUUUUAGUCAAAUGGUAACAAUUCUUUUGAUUAGUAAUUAGCGCUGUUUCUAAUCUCAGCUCUGUCCUCUACUGAUCAGUGAGCUGAUUUAGGCGGUCUGGGGAUAUCUCCAGACUCCAGUUUACUCAACUAUACGACAAAAGUACUGAGUCAAAUGGUCUCUUGAGAUUCCUUCCAGCUCUAGCAUGUUCUAAUUCCAAGAGCAAAUAUUUUAGGAGGUGGAAGGGCCGCUGAAAUGUAAAAUUAUAUGUCCUAAGAGGAGAAAAAAGGAAAGAGAAUGAGGAGACAAACGGUAUAAAAUCCAAUUCCAGUGACAGGCUGUCCAAUUUCGCAUUCAAAUAGGUUAUGAAAUGGUAUAGACACAAUUUGAAAUAUAUGUUAAGAGAUUUAGACUAGAUCUGAAUGAUGUAAAAAUAUCUGUUUGAUUUAGUACAAAAAAUUGUGAUACAGAUGGCUUUUCCUAUCCAACACUGAGUGGUUGGUUUAAAUUACUCGACUGGCUGUUUUAGAUUCCUGAAAAUCUAAGUAUAGACUCAGCCUCAGAGUUUGAGUUUCUAUUGAAGGCAUAGACGAUUGCUCCUAAAAGUCCUUCAUUUCCUCAUAAAUGAAGGCUUGGUUCUUUCCUAUUACAGAGUUUCUUUAACUGCAGACUAAACAGAUUCAUCAUAUUUCUCCAAUAGCAUUUUUUUAUAUGACAACACAUAUAAAUACAGUGUAGUUUACUUAGAUGCAGGUUUCAUCUUUCCUAAAUUUAACUCGGAAAAAAAUAAUUCCUUUAAGGUGUCCCACAUAGAUAAUAAACUCUGUUUAUCCUGGAGAAGGCAGGAAGAGAAGAAGGGAGGAAGGCAGGCCCACAGGCAGGGAGCAUACAAGGAAAGAAAGGGAUUGACAGUAUUCCUAGCAUUAAAAUUUUUAGCUGGGAAUGAAUGAACAGCAAGUAUUUGAGUUCUGAUUCUGGGGCGGUUGAAAGGAGAGAAGCAAAGAAGACACACUAUUCCUUGUUCUUUUAGAAUAUUUAAAUGAGACACGCUCAAAAAAAUAUACUUCCAAAUUUCCUGUUUCUUUUGCUCAACCUCUCUAAAAUUUCUACCCUGUACUUCUUGGUCCUAUCCCCCCCCCCCCUUAUUUUAUUAGGAACCACAAGCUUGAUAGUUUGGUACAUAAUUAUUUAUUGAAGGAUUUAAGAUCAAUCUAUACUUCGAAUUUUACACUAACCAGGAAAUCUUAGAUUUCAGUCCCCCAAAUCUCUGAAAACGGAGCCUGGAGUUUGAGUUCUCGUUCUGCCCCUAUCUACUCAAGAAAGGUACUUAAGGAAUGUGCUUCGUUAUCUCAGCCACAGUUUACUUACCUGUGAGAGUGGUACAGCCAACUAGAAGUUUCCUUUGGUUACUUUCAUCUCUAAAUUUCACUGAUUCACUCAAGAAGAGACUCAGCAAUCUUGAGUUCAGUAGCAUCGUCUAAACUAGCAUUAGUGAUCUUCUCUACCUUAAUAUGUUGGUUGUAAAUGUUAAAAUGCGGCUCUUUCCAGCACCCUGCUCCUUAUUCCUUUUUCUAUAUUCUUUCUUGCUCUUACCUUGUGGACACUAAUGUCUCUUUUAGAAAUAAUGCUUCGUUGACAGGCUUCAGUACUAUGGUUGACAUUAAAUAUAUGAAAGAGAAUAUAUUUGGGUCUCAUUAACAAUGACUGUUUAGGAAAUUCAUAGAGAUAUUUACCAAAUAUUAAUACUCUAUUGGUCAUUCUGUUCCUACUUAUCCCCAUCAGACUAAAAAGCACUGGUCUUCUGAAGAAAAGGUAAUUUGAUCACCAAAGUCAGUUGCUGAAUUUGUAUAACCAUUCAAAUUUGCUGCAUAUUCUACCUUCUGAAUUACUCAAUUGGACUGUGCCUCAUUUCAUAAAACUGGCAUUGGAUGCAAUAAAAACUCCUCAUGGAUUGUGUCACUGCAAACAUGGAAUCUCUGUGUGAAGCAGCAGUUGGGAGAAGGCUGGAGAGUGUUUAAUGCAUUUAAGUGCUAUAUUUUAUAACAGUGUCAAUAUCCUAAUAUUAAAUUAUUAAAAUAGCUGAAGAUAUUUAUUGGCCAAAUUUUCUAUACAGCCAUCAAAGCCAAAUUCACAUUUGAGUUACUUAAGAGUAAGGCCUUACCUUAUUCUUCCAGCAGCUUUGGUCUAAUUCGAAUUGUUCAUGUGACCAUAUUUAAAAGAUACCUGGAGAAUGUAUUUUCUCUAUGUAGUAGUAUAUGAUAGUAAUGUAUAUUGCAUAUAUUGCAUAAUAUCAUUAUCACAAAGUAAAAUGAUAUUGUAUUUUUAUUCUUUUAAAAUAAUCAUAAACUAAUGAAUGACCUCAUUGAACACUGUUAUUCAUAUUGUUUUAUACUGCAGUUCAUUAGUUAUCUAAAUAUCAAAGACCAAAGACUGGGAUUUCUAUUGUAUUUAGCUCUGCAACCCUGCUGCUUCUACUAAUUUAUUCAAAUGAAUAGGAGGGCUUAUAAUUAUAACAUGAGGCAGUAAACAUCCUCCGUGCAGGAUUCUGAGCUGUAGAUCAUUAAUUACCAUUGUGGUUUUGGAAGGAAAAUUUUGUUAGUAUAGUCCACUUACCUUUUAUACAUGCAUAAUAAGCUCCUUGAUACUCAUAAGACCAGUAUAUAAAGACUAUAUCCUAAAAUGGGCACCGGAUGGAUUUACUCAGCGGAGUUUCAACUUUCAUUGCUUGGUAAAAAUUCUUUGGAGAAUGUAAUUAAUUUGAAAUACUUUCAGAACCAGAGGGCUAUUUUUUAAGUGUUGAUUGAAGCGGUUCCACUCUUUGAGAAAGUCAAUGAAAAACAUGAAAGGAAAUGAGGUAUAAUGAACUGUGAUCAUUUAUGUUUUUGCAGUCUUAAUACCUCAUUUGUCUGAAUAUUUAUAAAUAAGAGCCAAACAGGGUUGAAGAUGUGCAAGGACAUUCGCUAACAAUGGAGAUACGUAAUUUCAAGUUUGAGUGUCUCGUUAUUUAUACAAUUCUUUAAACCAGGUCCACUACUCAUUUAUUUUGUUUUGUAAUUUUCAUGUAAAUGUUUUCUUGUAUAUAUAGAUAUAUGAAAAAUGGAACUAUUUUCUUACACAUACUAUGCAAUAUGUUUGUAAAAUUGCAAUAUUACCAAAAUACAAAAGCUGUGCUUUUGUACUCUAUCUUGCUUUAUGUAAAAUCAGUCUUUUUCUAUUUAAAUGGACUACCUGUCCCAUAAACUGUAGAUAACCUAUCUAUUCAAAAAUCAGUCUAUUGUAUCUUUUGUUUAGUUUGGGGUGGAUUGGGUUCUAUUUCUUUUGGGAGAAAACGCACCAGUUUGGCAGUUGGAAACUUUGUUUUCCUCAAAAAAUGAGACCUUUGAAGCAUGCAAUGAGCUCAUAUAAUUUAAGAUCUCUCCUGUAAUACUUGUAUUUUGUCCUGAUUUUGGUGCUACUGUGUAACCAUGAUUAAACGUGAUAGUCAAAACAAAGAGGAUCAAAACUUACAUGCUAUCAUUUAUUUAACUGAAAAAAAAAGUUUGAAGAGGAGGGAUGUGGGUAUUGUAGUGAUUAGAGACCUUUUUCAAUUAUGUGUUUUAGAUACCAAUUCUAGUAAGACAUAUGCUUUUCAAAUUUUACUUUAAUCUGUAUAUUUACACUUGAUAAAGAUGCUUCCCUUAUGAAAAAUUGAACAUAUUGUUCUUCUUAAACAUAUGCCCAGUGAAACUAGAGGAAUCACAUUGAUUUAAAAUUCUUGGUCACUACAUUUUACCAAACGAUUAACUAAUAGUUCAUCCCUUCUGCAAUCUCCAUGAUAUGAUUCUGGGGCUAAGAUUAAACGAAUUGCUAUUUGCUCAAAUAUACAUCCCUACACAGACCCAUAUCAUUACACAUAAAUACAUACACGUGCAAUGGCAAGUGUA